ACUCAGUCAAAAACGAGAGUAGAGGUAGAGAGAGGUUAAAUUAAUUUAGAUAAUUUUGGGCAUAAAUUGCCAAUUGAUUUUCUAUGAAGUGAUCUACGAAAACAAAAUAUAUAUAAUUAUAAUCCCAGCAAUCUAAUUAACCUUCAUGGUUUUAAAAUAAUACCAAAAUGAAUCUAGCUAAGAACAUUUGGAGGUUUGCACCUGUUGUACGCAGUGCCAUCAAUUCAAACAUAAAAUUUUUGAGGCCCAUGUCUGCAUCGGUUACUCCCAUAUCCACAAAACCCAUAGAAAAUAUUGCUGUAUCAUAUGAACCCGACAAGCUGUACAAAAAAGUGGAACUAGAAAUGAGGGGCAUCGACCCUGCAGUUCUGCUAAGUUAUUCUUGGUUUUGUGUAGCAGCAGCUUCACAUUUGGGCAUUGAAGUCACCAAAAGUUGGGCUCUCAGAAAAGCAGAGAAAGAGAGGCACACGCUACUCAAAUGUGUCCACAUUUACAAGAAACACAGGGUGCAAUACGAGAUACGGACAUAUUUCCGAUUCAUUCAUUUACAAAGACUUACGGGCUCUACCUGUGACACAUACUUAGAAUAUAUAGAGAGGAAUCUCCCUGAAGGUUGUGCCCUCAAGGUCACAAAAAUUGAAUGCCAAAAAAUGCCAGAACAUUUGACUCCUCCUAGCGAUGCAUAAUGGGUACUUAGAUUGAAGUUAUUAGAAUAAAACAGUGUUAAUAUAA
Amyelois transitella is the source of this 732-nucleotide messenger RNA. RefSeq names its product small ribosomal subunit protein uS10m (gene mRpS10). Gene Ontology annotation, cellular component: mitochondrial small ribosomal subunit; mitochondrion. The transcript has 3 exons. The coding region runs from base 168 to 686 and encodes 172 amino acids. The record is from RefSeq and is a predicted model, not a curated record. Lineage: Eukaryota; Metazoa; Arthropoda; Insecta; Lepidoptera; Pyralidae.